Messenger RNA from Paramuricea clavata, 2145 nucleotides. The record is from the annotation of a GenBank genome assembly. NCBI's taxonomy places the organism in Eukaryota, Metazoa, Cnidaria, Anthozoa, Malacalcyonacea, Plexauridae.
CAUUUCCAAGUUGGUAGCGAAGGUUAUCAAAGAAGCGAAUGUGAUAAAAGUUAUCAAACGAAGACAAGAGAUCAAUUGACAAUUGUGCAGCUGUGAUCAAAAUGUUUAAUGCUGUAAACCAAAGUAAUUCUAGUGAUACUACACCAAGUCAUGAUUCCCAACCCGUGGUAGUCAUCAUUAUAGAACUCAUAGCAUUCACUACUGUGAUAUUAACCGCUUUCACGGGCAAUAUUUUAGUAUGCAUAGCAGUGUACAAAUUUCGUCAGUUACAAACCACAACCAAUGUUGCGUUGGUGAGUUUAGCCGUGACAGAUAUUUUAAUGGUGUAUGUUAUAAUACUGCACGCUGUGAUGGUCAUUGAAGGAAAAUGGACAUUUGGAGACACUUUAUGUGAAGUCUCGUCAAGUAUUGGACUAACCCUGAAUCUCAUGUCCUUGUUACACCUCGCCUACAUAAGCUUGGAUAGAUUUAUAGCCAUUAUUAAACCAUUCCGGUAUCAGGUUUGGAUAACCAAACAACGUGUUAUUAUAACAAUGCUUUGUCUAUGGUCUCUGGUCGUAUUACUCCUGAAUGGCCCGUGGGGAGACUUUGAAUAUCGUGCGAACGUGUUCGGUUGUCUCAAUGGAGUAGAAAGAGGAGAAUUUAAGCUUUCCACCUUCAUCUUGCUCGUACUUUUUGUGAGUUUUCCCUCGGGGUUCAUACUCUUCACUCAGGUGUGGGUGUGCAAUGUAGCGCGUGGUCACGCCAAGAAGAUGAACAGACAACAGACGAACCUGAGGAUAUCGUACAGCGAGCCCACCCCCUCCGUGAUCAGAUGUGACGCAGACACCAAAGCCAGUAGGAGAACAAGUAUUGAGACAACUUUCAGGAGGGAGAUGAAAUCUGUGAAAACAUUUGGUAUAUUAGUCGGGUGUUUCUUGGUUUGUUAUAUGCCGUUCUAUACUGUCGCUACACUCCGAUCAUUCAAUGGUCUUGAUAGCGUGCCUUCGACUGUCCUAACUACAGUCACAUGGAUUGCUUUUGUUAAUAGGUAAGAUAACUAUUCCUCAGUGUUGGUUUUCACUUUCAAAGUUUCUGUGAUCACAGUACGAAUUUUGCAGAGGUAAAUUCUUUGAAGAUUUGUAAGAAAUGUUUGUAGGAACUGACUUAUUGUUUUUAACAGCGUGUCAGUUUCCAAACUUAGAAUUUACCAUCGCCAAAUUCCCACCGCUGUGAUUACAGAACCUUUGACUGUAAACCGGGCUUUAAAUAAGCACAACAAAUAUCGCAGUGUAUCAAAUAACGGACUAUGAAGUUUGCCACACAUCAACUGCUGUCUGUUUACUACCCCGUACAAAUAACAUCAAAGUUUCAUGUAUGACGGGGCAUCAUAAUUUUAUUGGACCAUUUGCAUUAUAGACUAAAUUUUGAUCUAGACAAAAAUUUUAUCACAGCUUCAAAGAGCAUCACAAAAUUAGUAAUAUUCCAAAGUUUCGUUGCGAAAUGUUGUAAAAUGCGGAUAAUAUAGCCAUGCGAAUUUUGCCGUUUUUCAUUUGUAUUACGCACGGGAAAUUGACAGCCCAAUCGGGUGUUGGGGCAUCAAUUUCCCGUUUGUAAUACAAAAUGACUGAAAAUUGCAAAUUUUGAAAGCUAUAUUAUCCGCAUUUUACAACAUUUCGCAACGAAACUUUGGAAUACUACUAAUUUUGCGAUGCUCUUUCAAGCUGUGAUGAAAUUUUUGGCUAUAUCAAAAUUUAGUCUAUAAUGCAAAUGGUCCAUUGCUGUUCGCUAUCUAGCAUGACAAAUAGAUCGUAUGGAUGUACGAAGCAAGAAAACGUUCACAACGACGUAUCCACUGGCUAAGCUCAAACUAAACAACACUCCCACACAUGUUAAGACAACUUAAAUGCCAGACUGUAAAUACGUAAUUUCAGAGAUUGAUAUUGUGUAACAUUAUAUUUCAGUGCAGUCAACCCAAUCCUCUACUCGCUACGUCAUCGACAGUUCAAGACCGCCUUUGAGAAGAUUUUUAAGAAAGGACUGGCACGAAUUGCUCCUAUGCAAAUACCAGACACCACAAGUCGAAGAAAUUCUGUCCUUGGACACAGUUCAAGUGUUCAAGAAGGAACAGUCAGAGGAGAGAAUUCACUUGUAACCGUUAAUUGA